This is a messenger RNA of Aphanomyces invadans, 2696 nucleotides long. RefSeq lists its product as hypothetical. The record is from RefSeq and is a predicted model, not a curated record. NCBI's taxonomy places the organism in Eukaryota, Oomycota, Saprolegniomycetes, Saprolegniales, Verrucalvaceae. The transcript is spliced from 15 exons. Gene Ontology annotation, cellular component: nucleus; mitochondrion. Gene Ontology annotation, biological process: DNA recombination; DNA biosynthetic process; lagging strand elongation. The coding region runs from base 29 to 2626 and encodes 865 amino acids. Gene Ontology annotation, molecular function: DNA ligase (ATP) activity; DNA binding; ATP binding.
AAAUCGUACACGCCAGCAACCUGCCGGGAUGAGUAAGCGUCAGCAAUCCAUCAUGUCAUUCUUUGGUGCCAAGCCUGUACAAAAGGCAAGCGACAAGAAGGACCUUGACCCGGCACCGCAGACUCCAGUUGCCAAACCCGACACAGUCGCAGACACGGUCGAACGUUCUGACGACGUUCCUCCCUCUCAAUCCAAAGAAGAGACGGUCGUUGCCAAGAAGACAGCAUCGCCAUCGAAGACCAAGAAAGCAUCGAAGAAGACCCACAGUCCUCCUGCAUCCCCUGAACCAAAGCGCAAACGACUGCGGCGUGCAAUUGUCGAAGACGACUCAGACGACGAGGAGGACAUUCUCUCGGCGAACGGGGGUGCGGCUCUGACUGCGAAAUCUGUCACAGAGAAUGACACUGGACGUAUGGUCAAUGGUCUUGACAUUCACGAUUCUGGAGAUGAAAUGGACGCAUUAACUGAACCAAAGAAGCCGGUGGCCGCACCCGUGGAUUCCAAGCCAUCCGUGAAGCCAUCGGAAACGCCAUCCGUCUUCGAGGCAAAGGAAACUACCAAGGCGAGUUCGUCACCUUCCAAAGAGGACGCCAAGGCGAAGUCCACCGAUGCUUCCACCAUGUCGUUGGAUCACGUGUUGUACAACCCCAAGGAAAAGAAUGCAACCAGGCGCGGGGGAUGGACUCCAGGAACUCCCAUUCCAUAUGCGGCACUGUCGAAAGUUUUUGCAUUAAUUGAAGACGAGUCAAGUCGCCUGAGCAUCCAAGAUUUGCUGGCCGACUUUUUCCGCAGUGUGAUUGAACUCACCCCCGCCGAACUAGUGCCGUGCAUAUACUUGUGCGUGUGCACCGAGUUGGCUCCGGCAUACGAGAACGUGCAAAUUGGCAUCGGUGACGCCAUCUUGAUCAAGUCGAUCGGAGAAGCUACGGGAACAAAUUCGAAAUUCGUUAAAGAAUUGUAUCAAAAGGAGGGCGAUCUGGGCAAAGUGGCCCAGAAGUCCCGGUCGAAACAGUCAACUUUGAUGACCUUCCAAAAGCCCAAACCGUUGUCCGUAUCCCAUGUGUACAACGAUAUGGUCAAGAUUGCACGUAUGAGCGGCAACAAUUCCCAAGCCAGCAAGUGUUCGAUCAUCAAAUCUCUCCUGGUGCGAUGCGACAAGUUGUCCGACGAGGCCAAGUACCUCAUUCGAGGGCUCCAAGGCAAGCUGCGCAUCGGCUUGGCCGGGCAGUCCAUCCUCAUGAGCUUGACGCAAGCUUUCAUGCACCCAAAGGAGCAAUCCGACAAGGCACUGCAAGCGGAUGCCCUCAAGCAUGUCAAGCGAGCGUUUUCCGAAUUUCCUAACUACGAAGUGCUCGCGUCGUCGCUGUUGAAAAUUUUUGCCCGAGAAAACGACCAAAAGGGGAUAUUCGCAUCCCAAUUUGUUGAGCUGGCCGAAUUUUGCCACUUGACCCCCGGCAUACCCGUAUCACCAAUGUUGGCGCGACCAACGAAAUCGUACGCGAUGGUGCUAGAUCGCUUUCAAGCCAUGCCAUUCACGUGUGAAUACAAAUACGAUGGCGAACGCGCCCAAAUCCACAUUUUGCCUAACGGAGAGAUCAGCAUCUUCUCGCGCAACUUCGAAAACAGUACCGAGCGGUUUCCAGAUGUCAAGCUCAGCAUUGCGAAGGCGGCGCAAAAGGCCAACGUGACCAGCUGCAUAGUGGACGCCGAAGUCGUCGCUGUGGAUAAGGCCACAAACCAGAGGCUGCCGUUCCAAGUGCUGAGUACCAGACCUCGAAAGAAUGUCGUAGUGAGCGAAAUUAAGGUCGCCGUGUGUAUUUACGCCUUCGAUUUGCUCUAUUUGAACGGCAAGUCAUUUCUGAAAGAACCCUUGCAAGCGCGACGAGAGAGUCUCAAGGGAAUGUUUGAAGUCACGCCUGGGUCGUUCGAGUUUGCCACUUCGUUGGACGUGGCUAACACAAAGGAGGACGACAUGGAAUCGACGGUCGAGAUCGUGCGCAACUUCCUGGAAGAAGCCGUCAAAGGCAACUGCGAAGGACUCAUGGUCAAGACAUUGUCUACUGAAGCUACCUAUGAACCGGCGAAUCGAUCGCACAAGUGGCUUAAGCUCAAGAAAGAUUACCUCGAUGGCAUUGGCGAUUCUACGGACCUUGUACCGGUGGGCGCGUUUUUCGGCCGCGGUAAGCGCACGGGUGUCUACGGCGCGUACUUGUUGGCGUGUUACGACCCUGAAACGGAGAUGUACCAAUGCAUCACAAAGUUGGGGACAGGGCUGAGCGACGAAGUGCUCAACUUGUUCUACAAUCAACUGAGAGACUGCACGAUUGACCGUCCUCGCAACGACUACGCUAUAAACGACUUGAUCAAGCCGGACGUGUGGUUCGAACCAACUCAAGUGUGGGAAAUCUUGGGGGCCGAUUUGUCCAUUUCCCCCAAAUACACUGCAGCGAUUGGUCUUGUGUCCAAGGACAAGGGCAUCUCUCUGCGAUUUCCGCGGUACAUCCGCCUGCGCGAAGACAAAACCCCCGCCCAAGCCACAACCGCAGCACAAAUUGCCGACCUGUACAAUGCCCAAGGACUCAACACCUCAAACGACAAGGACGACGACGACGACGAUGCAUUGUAGCACGCCUUUUCCGUUCGACAUGGUUAACGUAAUCGACUAUCACAUUGUGCAUUCCCACAACGAUCGUGCC